Messenger RNA from Venturia canescens, 5183 nucleotides. RefSeq names its product sialin-like. Gene Ontology annotation, molecular function: transmembrane transporter activity. The record is from RefSeq and is a predicted model, not a curated record. The coding region runs from base 522 to 2102 and encodes 526 amino acids. Gene Ontology annotation, cellular component: membrane. The transcript has 12 exons. Gene Ontology annotation, biological process: monoatomic anion transport; transmembrane transport. Lineage: Eukaryota; Metazoa; Arthropoda; Insecta; Hymenoptera; Ichneumonidae.
GAGAGGCGACCCCUCGCGCGGCUGCACGUAUGCACAUUUGACGCCCUCGAACGGCCACGUCGACGCUUCACAUUUCGACGUUUUUUUCCGCAUAUUCCGCGUUAAUUUCGAUUCAUAAGACAGGAAGAGAGGAACGCAAGAAACGGAUUAAUCGAGGGGAAAAAGGCUUGAGACGUAACCGCGAUCACGACGAAACUCCGCGCUGCUUAUUUUCUUCUCGUUCCGCACCACGCGUGCAUGCCGUAAGCGUAAAAUGUCGGUGAUCGAUUGAGAGAGAGAGAGAGAGAGAGAGAGAGAGAGAGAAAGAGCAGGGCACUUGUGUGCCGCAAAAUCGAAGCGUUCAUCGUGCAAGAAAAAUGACGGAAGAAAAACGAGAGCCUUUCGGAUAUCAUCAACUGGCGUUUAGCAGUCUCGGCGUCAAGAAUCCGAGGUGAUCGAGACUCAAAGGUGCACUCGAGCCUGUAGAAGACGUCGAAAAUUUGAUCGAUACGUUCGCCGCAGGUCUCAAUUGAAUCGGAACAAUGGAGGAUACACAAAGGUACGAGGAGCCGGUGAUCUACAAACGACCGUCGACGUACAGCUUUCGGAGGUUCUCAGACAUGGUGCCUGCACGAGUUGUGCUAUACAUUCUCUCGUUCUCCGGAUUCCUCGUUUCGUUCAUGAUGCGAACUGACAUAAAUCUGGCAAUGGUAGCGAUGGCGAAAUUUCAAGCACCGUCAGACAACGAUUCGCAAGUCGCCACGUCGACACAUUGUUAUGCAAACUCGUCCAUUAGUCUGGACAAUUCGACAAUCCUACUGGAAGAGGAAAUGGGUGAAUUCGAUUGGAGUCCAAAAGUUCAAUCAGCCAUUCUUGGCUCGUUCUACUGGUGUUACAUACUUUCUCAAGUCGUUGGUGGUGUACUCACACAAUAUUUUGGAACGAAAACUGUAUUUGGAGGCUCACAGUUGCUCACCGCAAUAUGCAGCCUCCUUAUGCCCAGCGCAGCUGAACUUCACUAUGGUGCGAUGAUCGCUCUUCGAAGUAUUCAAGGAAUAGCAAGUGGUUUAACCUGGCCAGCAAUGUACGCGAUAGUGGGCCAUUGGAUUCCACCUGUCGAACGCUCGAGAUUUAUGUCUUCCUUCCAAGGGUUCAGUUUCGGCAUCGGGAUAACCUACUUCCUGAGUGGAUUUAUCAUCGCUCACUUUGGCUGGCGCUAUGUCUUCUACACCACUGGAACUAUCGGCGUCGUUUGGUGUCUUUUUUGGUAUCUCCUCGCCUUCGAUACGCCGGCAUCCCAUCCAAGGAUAUUGCAGCAGGAACUUCGCUUCAUUCAAGGAAGCGUCAUUAAUCAGGUCGUCGGUAAUGAGGCCAUGCCCGUGCCGUGGAGAUCGAUAUUGACCUCGUGGCCAGCAUGGGCGAUCGGUAUAACGACAUUCGGCCGGAUAUGGGUUCACUAUGUCUUCAUCAUUCCUGGUCCCACGUACAUGAAAACCGUGCUUGGGUUCAGCAUUCAAACUAACGGUCUCCUCUCAGGGGCGCCAUUCAUCUGUAGCUACUUGAGUUCCGUUGUUUUCUGCUACAUCGCUGACGUUCUCGUAACCCGAAGAAUCAUGACACUGACAAACGUCCGGAAGCUGUUCACCGCCCUGUCUCAAGUCGUACCGGGCAUUCUCGUUUUACUGAUCGGUUAUUUAGGAUGCAGCAUGGUACUGGCGCUGAUCGUUUGGUUCAUAGCUGUCACGCUCAUAACAGCUGCUUAUGCGGGUGCGAUGGCCAACAUCGUUGACAUCGCUCCAAACUUUGCCGGACCUGUGCUGGCAUUUGCUCAGACAAUCCACAUGACGGCGAGCUUCUUAUCGCCCAUUGCAGCCGGUUUCAUCACUCAACACAGCCAAACGCUGGACGCUUGGAGAACGGUCUUCGGACUAACGGCUUGUAUAGCAUGUGGAACAUACGUCGUGUAUCAAAUAUUCGGUACGGCGGACAUUCAGGAAUGGAAUUAUCCAGAUCGAAAGUAUCCGCAGUCGACGAUUGACGAGGAUUCGACACCGUUGAACGAAGCGUCUCAAAAGAAUGGCAAAAUCGUGCCGAGGAAAAUGAGCCAAUCUGAACAAGCGUAACAUUACGAUUGAGCACUAAGAUUAGCAGUCGUUUGUGAUGGGUAUUAUGCGUGUAUUCGUACAUUACCUUCAGCGCAUGUAUAAAGUACUAGAUAUAUUCGUAAUUCUCAUAGGCUCUCCUACGACAGGAAGAUUCCAUAGUUGAAAGGAAAAUUUAAAAAGAAAGAAUACAAAAAAGUAACGUUACGUUAAGAUCUGAAACUAGACUUCAGGGCUCAUCGCAUAGUUUAUUGUUAAAAAAAAGAGUAUUUUUGUGAAUAACGAACACCUCAGGAAAGAGCACCUCGCAGUAAUCCUCACGAGGCACCCUUUUGACGAAGCAAGAAAAAUUUGAAAUUAUUUAUAAAGUGGUUAACAAUGAGAAAGAGAGAGAGAGAGAGAGAGAGAAAGGGAGAGAGAAAUAGUGCAUAACGCUAAUAAAAAUUGUGAAUAACGAACACCUCAGGAAAGAGCACCUCGCAAUAAUCCUCACGAGGCACCCUUUCGACGAAGCAAGAAAAAUGUGAAAUUAUUUAUAAAGUGGUUAACGAUGAGAAAGAGAGCGAAAGGGAGAGAGAAAUAGUGCACAAGUACUCGAUGAGCGAGACGUCCCGAAUUUACUUAUCUGCUAUUUUCUGUGAUCGAAUAUUACGUUCAGCAUACGCGAGCGAAGUCUCACAGAAACUGUUUUUUUUUUUUUUUUUUUUUUUUUUUUCGUAAACACGUCUCAAAAUGUUCGUUGUUAAAAUUUCUAUUAUUUCGUUCAUAAAAAUAAUGCGCUUUCCAUUUGUACAUUAUUUUUCAUCUGUAAAGCAUAUUACAAUGUAAGUUACAUAUUAGGGUGAUUGAAAAAAAAAAAAAUGUUUCCUCAAAGUCGCAAGUGAUUAUGCUAAUACAUAAUGUAAAAGUAAUUCUCGCAGAUUUUAAGCGAUCUAAAAAAGUUUUUAGAAGUGGGGCCAAGGACGUUAAAUUUUUUUUUUCUUUUCUUAGUGCCGCCAGUGGAAUUUAUAUAUUUUUUUCAUUCCGCUGGUGGUACCUCUAAAAAAUUUUUCAGGUGAUUUAAAUUUUGAGAAAGUAAUGUUUUUAUCAUGUGCUAACGUAUCAACCUGCGAAACAAAGCUAAUCAUUUUUUUAUUUCGAGACGUUUACGAAAAAUCGCAAAACAGCCUUUAGAAAAACUAUUGGGACGCCCUUUAAAUGUUGUUCCUUCAAGCUCAAAUUUUGAGAGAAUCAACUCUUGAUCGAGUGUUAACUUUUGUCGUUGCAAUAUCGAACAAUCAAUCUGUUUUAUCGCGUUUUUCACUAAGAAAGGAAAAAAAAAUUCAACGUCGUUGGCGCCGCCUCUAGAAAUUUUCCUAAUAUAGCCCAAUUUUUUGUUAAUACUUUUUCAUUAUGUAUUAACAAAACCACUUGCAACUUUGGGGAAGAAAAAAUAUUUUGUUUUUUUUUUUUUUUCAUCACCCUAUUACAUAUAUAUUUUAACGAUGAUGACAUUCGUGAGAUUCGAACACAUUUUUUUGUUCAAACUACACAAAUAUUUCUGUGAGAAUUAUUCAACUCUGAGUUCGUUUGUGUACACAAACACGAGCAUCGUCGAUAGUUUUUCCAUUGAAAAUUUCGGGUUCCCGUAAUAUUCCAAUUUAGAUAAUCACGAAGGAGGUAAAAGGAACGACAUACGAGGCAAUGUUGCAAGAAAAAAAAAACAAAAAGAAAAGUAUGUUCAUUCAUUCGUUUUAAUGGCAAUGCUGUUUUCCCAUCAUUCUUUUUAAGGAACUAGUUCGAGUUCGAAAGGUCUUUACGUAUCCAAGGGAACAUUAAUUUUUCGUUCCUUACCAAUAGGCAGUAUAGUAAUUGUAUUCUCGUCAGUGCCUUGCCAUAGAUCUCAAAUUAGAAUGAAUCGAUUUUUAACGAAUUGGAGAAAGACUAAAACACCUCGAUUCGUAUUUCUUCUCAUUAUCUUCUUUUCGUAUUUGCCAACAGGAUCGAGUAGUUAUUUCAAGUAACUUAAGUCGAGAUGAAAAUGGAAGAAAAAAAUCAACGCGAAUAGUCCUAAAACACCUAAAUCAACAGUUGAUUUUUUAAAAUGAAAUCCUAAUCUUAAAACUAGACAAAAAUUAAUAGGAUCGAUAGACGAGACGAGUGAAAUGAAUAAUUUACUUUCCACCAGAGAAGUUUUCCGGCUUCGAAAAAAAUAAAACCACCACGUAUCGUUACAUUCACAGAGUAGGUGUGUUGAAAAAAGUGGGGAGGGGGAUAUCACAAUUCCUUUUGGUUAGUUACGCAAGAUUAAUGUCCUGCGAGUAUUGUAAUUUUAAAUAUUUUUAUACUUACUUCGGUACUAGUUAGUAUCAUUACGUAAAACAAAAACAAGCAAAUAAAAAUGCAUCUCUCCUUUCGUUUAAGUAUGAACAAAACAAAAUAUAGAAAAACUUAUAACACUUGAAGAAUGGUGAACGUUUUCGUCAUACGAAAAUCCUUCGAUCGUCAGUGGGAAUGAGAUUACAAUGUGCUCAAAACUUCGAAUCGCUGCUCAGAUGAUAAAUUUGGUCGUUACAUGUUGAAAAUGCUGGCAUUUUGAAAACAUCGUUUUUUUUUAUCUAUAAAAAUAUAUUUGAUUGGAGAUACGAGAAAGAUGAAAAAAAAAAUUCUUUCCCAAUGACUGAUCGACGGGUCGAACUGACGUUCGCAUGAGCCAGGCAUGUGUAAAACAAACAUUCGCAAUGCCACUGACUCCGAAUUGGUCGAGCUGGAUGAUCUAAAGUUGGUUAAUGGAAAAUAAAACGAGACAAAAAGUUUCCGAAUUUCUGAUAACCGUUGACGUCUGCGUCGAGUAUACUUAAGAUUCAUGUACUAAAUGAUAAUACCGAUAAUAUUUUGCAAUAUCGAUAUAAUCAGUUGAGAUAUAAUGUCGUGCAAGUUUCACGAUUCAAGACUCGACACAUCUCCACGCAUAUGGUUCAACAUCUCCGAUCGUGCGAUACACAAAAUAAUGUACUUUAAGGGUGUACUUAUGUUCUCAUAUAAAUAUAAAUGCAGCGUGUAUAAAUAAGUCUGUAAAACUGCUCGAAAGUGAGCUAUCAAUACACGAAUAUAAUUUUCUUA